GCGACGGUGCAUGAAGCAAGCCGAAGAUAUCGCGAAGCUGUGCGAAGCCGUUCCUCCGGAUUUAGCAGACCUGAUUUGGAAAUACCCCGAGAUUUUCCUGGACGACCUGCCAGCUGGGCUUCUACCGAGCCGACUAGAAGACCAUCGCAUCGAGCUGGAAGCAGGCGCCCAACCGACGGUACAGCGACAAUUUCGGCUCAGCCAACCAGAACUGGAAGAAUUGCAGCAGCAACUGGAUUACCUUAUGACGAAGGGAUUUAUCUGGCCUAGCACGUCCCCAUACGCAGCCCCGAUACUGUUCACGCUGAAGAAGGAUAGAGGAUUCAGAAUGUGCAUCGACUACCGCGCGCUCAACCGAAUCACCAUCAAGUCACGUUACCCGAUCCCGCGAGCUGACCAACUCCUGGACCAACUUCGCGGCACCAAGUUCUUCUCGAAAAUCGACUUGCGAGGGGGUCACCAUCAAAUUUGCGUCGCAGCCGAGGAUUGUCACAAGACGGCAUUUCGAGCCCGCUACGGCAGCUACGAGUACCUGGUGAUGCCUUUUGGCCUCACGAACGCGCCCUCGACUUUCCAGAUGACCAUGAAUGAAAUUUUCAGGGAACUCUUGCAUAAAUGCGUCAUUAUCUACCUCAAGGACAUACUAAUCUACAGCCGCAGCAGGGAGCAGCACUUACAGGAUCUUGAUGCAGUCUUCACGCUGCUGCACAAGAAUCGCCUCAUCACGAAAAGGUCUAAGUGCGACUGUCUUAAGCAGGAGUUUGGGCCACAUCGUUUCUACUGAACGAGUGAAAAUUGACCCCAAGAAAAUCAAGACCAUACA
This is a messenger RNA of Closterium sp. NIES-67, 823 nucleotides long. The record is from the annotation of a GenBank genome assembly. NCBI's taxonomy places the organism in Eukaryota, Viridiplantae, Streptophyta, Zygnematophyceae, Desmidiales, Closteriaceae.